Molecule: messenger RNA, 3129 nt
Organism: Hyposmocoma kahamanoa
Lineage: Eukaryota; Metazoa; Arthropoda; Insecta; Lepidoptera; Cosmopterigidae
Gene: Np
Product: serine proteinase stubble
Exons: 10
Coding region: 22-2799 (925 amino acids)
Biological process (GO): proteolysis
Molecular function (GO): serine-type endopeptidase activity
Source: RefSeq, a predicted model, not a curated record
CACAAAAACAAAACAAGCAAAAUGGGUCCACCCAUAUUCUGUCCCCACAGCCAUCCUCGCCUUAGUGAAUGUCAAAUAGACAGUGGUAAUAGCCCGGACAGUUUUAGAAGAUGUGUUGACGUGAAAUUUUUAGAAUGUUGUCGUGUUCUUUUAAACUUUGCCGUCUUAGCUAUUGCAAUACAAGUAUUGUGCAUGAGUGUAAAGGCCGGUCCAGUUAUUUUGAAUUUGGAUUAUUUACAAGGUCCAGUUCCCCUAGCAAGAAAUAUAAGGCAUCUACCCUGCAUAUCCAGAAGAACAGGUCAAGAAGGCCUCUGUAUGUUCGCAAUAGACUGCUUAAAAGCCAAUGGAUCUCAUCUCGGCACCUGCAUAGACAGAUUCUACUUUGGAUCCUGCUGUCAAAUUCCCGACAAAACCAUAUUACCGCAGAUAAUUAAUAAUAUAGACGAUAACACGAUAGAUGGUGCCAGUUUUGUUCAUCCACAAACUGAAAAUAAAGUGACAGUCACUAAGAUUCCUGAAAUAUUAAACACCAAGAGGCCUUUCAGUGACGCAACUACGGUUAAAACUACAGUAUUUCAGGAUAAAACUGAGGGCAUAUAUGCGGAAACUAAGUCAGAUGAUCUAACUACUAUAGAUAAUAAAAUACCUAACGACGAUAAAUUGACUACUGCUGUUGUAGUCGAAACUACGACAAAAAAAGAAGUGACGACUACUAAGACUCCGGAAAUAACUACGGAAGUUCCUAUUAAAAUAUCAACAUUCCAAACUGUAUCUGGAGACAGUAAUAAUUUAGCGACAGAAAAACCAAUUAAAAGUGAUGAUAAAAAGCCAUCAUCAACCACAACACAACAAACAACUGUAACGACUACUAUUAAGCCUAAACCACAAUAUAAACCUACUUACAAACCUAGACCUACAUUUAGGCCAACAAAUUUUACGAAGCCUGCGUAUAUUUCUACAACUCAAAAACCAAAACCUACAAAACCUGUAGCUCUCUAUAAUACAACUAGGAAACCUCCAUAUAGACUACCACCAAAACGACCAUCAACCAAAAAACCUCUACCAUCACCUCCUAGACUGAAUAUCACAAUUCUACCUCAAUCGACUAGCUCCCGGCCUAUUUUCACUAGGCCUUUGACUCCUACAAUAACAUACAUAAAUACUACAGUAGCUACUGUUGAAGAUAAGCUUACUUCAAUAACUACUACCACCACAACAGCAAAAUCAUCAACACAAACAACUACAUCAUCCAGCACAACAUCGACAACAACAACCACAACAAUACCUCCAACGACUUCUACAACAGUAUCACCAAAUUUAGCGUCAACGUCAACGGAAUUCCCGCCUCUAGUUACAUGGUCUAACACUGUGGAUUCUGCUACUAAGGCUCCUGAAAAAAUCACCACAACUGCCGAAGAAAUAUGGUCACCAAUCACACCACCAGAAGGCUGGGUUCUCAUCUCAACUAUACCACCAAAACCUGAAACAACAUCAACGACUACAACAUCUACUACUACUAGUACAUCUUCCACAACAGAACAAACAACGACUGCAGAAACGACACAAACAACGCAAGCAGAGGAAACAUCACCAGAAACAACAGUACAAACCACUGAAACGCCAAUGGAGUCGACAACGGAAAUAACAUCAUCAUCGACUAUGUCUUCGACGAUAUCUUCGACGUCCACAACAACUUCUUUGCCUUCUACAGAAGUAACAAACGAAGGAACAGAAGCGCCUGUAUUAGAAUUUACAGUAAAUGUAACAUUGACUCCUACAGUACCAACUUCCACUUCCAGUUUUGGACUAACAACGUUUACUUCUGUUAGUAAUAAGACUGAAGGGAAUACCACUGAAGCGACUACCGUUGUUGCUAAUGCAACACAGUCUAUAUUAUCUACGGAGACUGAACAUUUAUCGUCAUCAUCGUCAACUACAUCAUCACCGUCAAGAAAUGAGACGUCCUCACCAACGGAGACCCCUAUUAUUCCUGUCACCAUGGAACCAGUCAACAUGAGCGAUUAUAAAGACGUAUGUGGACGUCGCCUUUGGCCACAAGGCAGAAUCGUCGGCGGCGCAAAGUCAGGCUUCGGACAAUGGCCCUGGCAGAUUUCGCUACGACAAUACCGAACAUCGACGUAUCUGCACAAGUGUGGAGCAGCACUAUUGAAUGAAAACUGGGCGAUUACUGCGGCGCAUUGUGUUGAACAUGUACCCCCAUCAGAACUGCUAGUUCGCCUCGGCGAACACGACUUGGCGAACGAGGACGAACCGUACGGGUUCGCCGAACGCCGAGUGCAAAUCGUAGCCAGCCAUCCACACUUUGAUCCUGCAACUUUUGAAUACGACCUGGCUUUGCUUAGAUUUUAUGAGCCAGUCACGUUCCAGCCGAACAUCCUACCCGUGUGUGUACCAGAUGACGACGAAGACUUCGUUGGGAAGACUGCCUACGUCACUGGCUGGGGAAGACUUUAUGAUGAGGGUCCCCUCCCAAGCGUGUUACAAGAAGUGCAAGUGCCGGUCAUCAACAACACAGCUUGCGAGGCUAUGUACCGGGCUGCAGGAUACAACGAACACAUACCCAACAUUUUCAUAUGCGCUGGAUGGAAAACGGGUGGAUCUGACAGUUGUGAAGGUGACAGCGGCGGCCCAAUGGUAGUGCAAAGAAGCCGCGAUAAGCGGUUCGUCCUCGGUGGCAUCAUCUCGUGGGGCAUCGGCUGCGCAGAGCCCAACCAGCCCGGAGUCUACACACGAAUCUCCGAAUUCAGGGAUUGGAUCAACCAGAUUUUACAAUUCUAAAACCUUCCAACAAGUUCUGGAAUAUUGUCAAGACUGUGACACGCGAGACGUUUCGUACAAAAUAAUAUGCGACUAACUGCGUUCCGGAUGUACUGUCGUUUCGUAUACAAGAUUACAUUUUUAGCAAUCAUUGACUAUAUAAUAGCUAUGAUAGACAGGCUGAUUUUGUAGUCACCUCGUGCAAAAGACUAAUAAUCUUGUUUUGGUUUUUUUGUCUAGAUUUUAGGACUAAAGGGUUAAUUUUUUCUACCUAAUUUCUGUGACAAUUAAGUAUUCAAGUAUAUUAUCGUGAAAUGUUAAAUAUUAUUUCUGGAUACUACACUAGACUAU